This is a messenger RNA of Serpula lacrymans var. lacrymans S7.9, 1549 nucleotides long. RefSeq lists its product as uncharacterized. The annotation marks the transcript as partial. The record is from RefSeq and is a predicted model, not a curated record. NCBI's taxonomy places the organism in Eukaryota, Fungi, Basidiomycota, Agaricomycetes, Boletales, Serpulaceae. The transcript has 10 exons. Gene Ontology annotation, molecular function: GTPase activity; GTP binding.
ACAAUCAAGCGGACGGCACACAGCUGUCUAAUUGAUUGUCAUGCUGAAGUCUGGACACGUUUUCCUGUGAUUCCGGCAGUUCAACGAGAAACUAUCUCGACUUCUAGCAAGAGAUGCCAAAAGACACUGCUUUUUGUUGCUGAUCGUGACCAUGAACGUUUCUCGCCCCACUUCUCCGAUAUGAUAAUCACAUUUGAACGGACCACAAGGAAGCCAACUGGAGAUCGACUGAAAACUAUCAUCGUGUCAUCCAUGCUGUCCAGUACAUUUUAUGACGAGCUGUCUCAGGGCAUAAAGGGGGAAUUUUCUCAGUUUCGAGCGGGAGAGUGGCUCGUCGAUUUACUCUGCCUCAUUCCCAUUCACCUUGCGAUCACCAAGGAGAAUAGAUUUGUCCCUCUUAAAGACGGGGUUUCUUCUGUAGAAUUGGAGAAGUCUUUGUUGGGCGCUGAAGUCGGCAGGAUUGUUGACGCCUUGUCAUUUGGGUGGUACGAGUCGAUUUUCGCAUCGUAUAUGGUAUCAAAGCCUGUGAAAGUUGUUUCUUCCAUGGGCGAGCAGUCAGUUGGAAAGAGUUUUGCACUCAAUCACCUUGUCGAUACGUCGUUUGCCGGAUCAGCUAUGCGCACUACGGAAGGUGUUUGGAUGUCGGUUACGCCUACGGAGGAAGCCCUAAUUGUGGCUCUUGAUUUUGAGGGUGUGCAUAGUAUUGAACGUUCUGCACAAGAAGACACACUGCUCGUUCUUUUCAACACUGCAAUAUCGAACCUGGUUCUCUUCCGAAAUAACUUUGCCCUUAGUAGAGACAUUACUGGUCUUUUCCAUUCCUUUCAAUCCAGCUCUACAGUUCUGGAUCCAGCAGCAAAUCCGACGUUGUUUCAAUCAACAUUAGUUAUAAUUAUCAAGGAUGUGGUCGACUCUGAUAAAGCAGAGAUUGCUCGCGAAUUCUCACUCAAAUUCCAAAAAAUUGUCCAGCAAGAACAAGGAGCAAAUUUUAUAUCGCGAUUGCACGCCGGAAAACUUAAUAUCAUUCCCUGGCCGGUGAUCGAGUCCAAAGAGUUUUAUAAGCUUUUUCCGAUGGUCAAAAAAGGAUUGGAUCGACAAGUUAUCACCCAUAAUACAGCUGGCGAAUUUCUACAUACGAUCAAGACACUGAUGGCGAAACUGAAGGCCAACGAUUGGGGCGCCCUGUCUCAAACGAUGGCUGCUCAUCGUGCCCAGGUGCUAUUGACGCUUCUUCCCAAUGCUCUAGCUUUUGGGUUUACAGAAAUUGAACCUGAAUGCGAGCCGCUCAAGAACAUGGAUACCGACAUGCUUGUUAAUAAACCUGAUACUACUUCCCAAUUCUUAUUGGCGACGGUCGGGGAGCUGCAAAACUCUGAACGGGAAAGGGCAUUGUCUACAUUACGAAUUAAAUGGGAUCGGCACUCAAAUCGUCAACUAAUCCUAGACACCGAUUGGGCAGAAGCACUCUCUAAGCAUCUAGAGCAUCUCGUAAAUAUGCGCAUCGACCAUGUGCAGGAGUGGAUUGCUUCCAAUAUCUCUCGAUUUCAAG